GAUACGCACACAUGCCGGCUAGAUGGUUUUGUGAAAAAUAAUUGUUUAUUUAUUUUUAAUAAGUGAUUUCUAAUCAACUGCCUUCUCAAAAUAAUGGAUAGAAACCUACAGAAGCAACUAUACGGCGUGUCGCGCGAAUCUUCUCCGAGCUUACGGAGAUAUAGCAUGCCAGCGGCAUCGGCGGACAGCACGCGAAAAUCCUUUUUUGGCGGCAACGCCGGUUGUGCCCAGCUGCCGGGAAACUUUAAAAAGACUGCCCUGACCAACAGCCGGCUUGUAUCGUCAGUGCGCUCUACUCAGUCCAUUCCCGGCAUCCGAUCUGAUUAUAAUGUGGUCGAGAGCUUCGGUUGUCCACUGCCCGUGGUGGUCAAUGAGGCACUUACCUUUGCGGGACCGGGAGCGGGCACAGUUACUGCCAAAGUGACCCAGAAUGGUUGGGCAUGGGUUGUUCAAGGCAGACGCCUACUGAUUUGGCAAUACAAAGACACAACUAAGUCCGGCUCACCACCACGUGUGGGCAAACCUGCCAGGCGUGGCGGUGGUCUAGCCCAGUGCCGGGAGCUGACUCUGCCCUACAGCGACCUGGGUCACAAGAGUGAUCUGAUUAGCGUUUUCCAGACCGAGGGCCAGCAAAUGGCCUCUUGUAUUGCGGUGUCCGCCACCGGAGAAGUUCGCUACUGGUCGUCCAUCGCACAUGAUGGAAACUCUGUCGAUCUCUCGAUCUUAACCGGUCAGGAGUUCGUGCAGCUGCUCAGUCUACCAACGCAGCAGGGCUACCUAGCCGUAACUACCACCUGCAAUCUUGUGUUCCUACGUGUGGGUCUUACCAAUGGCCGUUACACACUGCACCAUAAGACUAUCAAGCCAGCUACGAGCUUUCUCGGUGGCUUUGGCAAGAAAUUUGCUUCCAUUUUGAUUGGUAUGAACACGGGUGGGGACAAGGAUCAGGUUUUAGUUGGCAUGUGCUGCGAAAGCAAUUCCGAAAGUGGAGAAACAGUUGUGGCCGUGCUCUCGGAUCGUGCAAUACAGCGCUGGAGUCUGUCCAACAAGGGCAAUACCGAGAAUCUUAUUUACGAGGAUGGGGAAGUUGUACGCAGGAUACGUGAAGAGUUCAAAACAAAGUUCUGGAACGUCCGGCUCCCAGCGGAUAAUGUAGAGAUAGAUCUGUAUUUGCUAGACUUCCACAUGGUGAAGAACAAGGCCUAUAUACUUGCUGGGGCUGUAAAUGCUGCUCAUGCUCCACAAAUGUGCUACGCUCUGGUAACGGGAAGUGCUCAACCGGAAAGUAUGUUCCUGGAGUCGUUCACACCGCUCAAGAUCAAUAAAUUCUUCAGUGCCAAGACUGAGGAGGAUUGCCUCAGCCUGCGUUUCGUGGUAGGCAGCAGUCACAUCUAUCUGUACACGCCCAAAGUAGUCUAUCCCCUGCACUUGUCUAACUCCGUGCCCACAGCAGAACUGGAGGCAGAAAAUAUCGAAUUCCUCCUGCAUGAUGAUCGGAUAUUGAGUGCGGCUAUCUGUAGUCAGCUGCCAUUGUUCUUUAGUCGCACACAUGGUCUGGUUUCUAUUACGCCCGGCGAUUUUGAUGGUUCCGAGAUGAUGAACAUGAGCUCUUGUAACACGCCUGACUUGUACGCCCCUACUUCGAUCAAUGCUAGCUUCGGAGUUCCUGACCAGUCCGCUAUAACUGGCAGUACUAACAAUCUCCACCUGUUCGAACUCGACCCGGAUGAAAUGUACAAUGAACUUUGCGAUGAAGUGGGACAACUGAAGGCUGCCUUCCUCUACCAUCUGAAAAAGAACAACAACAUGGUCAAGACCAUUGUUGGAGAGCUGCUGCGCAGCGUGACUGGAGCCGAUCCGAAUGGUGCACCCAUGGAUGCCUACAAGUUGGAUAGAAUUGUUAUUACCAUCGCCGAGGACUUGGCCGAAGACAUUCCAAUAUCCGAUCCUCGCUGGGAGGAGGCCCUUGGGGAUCAGGAAAGCAAUCGGCAUGCCAUUGGCAGCUCGCGUUCCAUGCAGAUUAUCAAUCAGUUGAGGGACAAGAUCAUUGCUUUUCAGCAUUUCAUCGCGUUUCUACACUCCAGUGGAGUUUGGGAAAAGUUAAAUGCCAUACCUUGCGGAAGUCAUUUGCUGAAGCCCACCAGCUUUAUUCUUUCCGAUAUCAGCGAGAAGAUAGUGGCUGCUAUGGCCCUUCGAUCUUUGCAAACCAAAAUGCCCAAACUAAUUGAAGAGGCUAUUGAAGCCACCGUAGCUCUAUGGGAUGAGAAGCCUCAUGGUAGUCUAACAUACCAGGAUAUAUUUUAUGUGAAACUGUCAAAGAUACAGAACGUGUUUGAGGCCCUAGCGGACAUUGCCGACGAUCGCAUUGCUGCCCAGAGCCAGACCACCGUUUCAGUGGCUCACUUUAUCAACGACAUAAACUCCGUUGUUCUGGACAUUUUGGGACAGGUGUUUAGGCAUCGGGAACAAAAUGCCAGUAGCUUCAGGCUGAGCAACGACAAAUUAUCGUCCUACGAAAAUCUUCCUUGGACUGCGAUGGCUGGAAGUGCUGGUGUCCGUGACACUUUGACCCGCCUCAUCGACAUUAGCGUUCGCUAUGGCGGUCACUGCGUUAGCGAAACAGAGCUGAAGCAGCAGCUUUACCAGCAGAUUUUCGAACUGGUGGAUCUGGUGCUGGACGGACGAAGGACGUAUUUGGAGAGCGUGCGUGACUCAGAGAAGUUCAAUGUGCUGCAGCAGCAAUUUGAGGCUCAGCGCAGGGAACUCAUAUCAGUACUGAUCAAAGAUCGCCAGUAUGAGUACGCCGCCAAGCUGGCUGAGAAGUACUUGGACUUCCAGAGUCUGGUGCUCAUCUGCGAUGAGACGCAGGACAAAGAUCGCCUGGACGAUUACACCCGCAAAUAUGAGGAAUUUGAUUUCUCGCAGUUUGCCAUCAACUGGCAUCUGCGGCAGAAUCGACACGGCGAGGUCUUCGAACGCUUCAAGGGCAACCAGACGGCGCUGGCGCAGUUCAUGCGCGACCACCCGUCACUGGGCUGGAUCCAGCUAAUAUUCAACGGUGACUUCGAGCGGGCAGCCAAGGUGCUGUAUGAAUUGGCCCAAUGCGAAACGGAGUUUGUGGCCCGCAAGAAGUCUAUGCUGUCGCUGGCCAAGCUGGCGGCCUUCGCGGCUGCCGAUUCCGAUUUAACUGCUCAGGUGGAGAAGAUAAAUUCAGAUCUAACGCUGAUCGAAUAUCAGUCACAAUUGAGCCAUGACGUAUUGCAAAGUUUUGGUUUCGAUACAACGGAACAGAAGGUGCUCAAAGCAGAGGAGAUAAUCAACCUUAAUAUUGCCGAGGAGAACGACACGGCCUCGGAAACGGAGUUCCGUAAAGCUCUGGAGCUUCUGAGCUACACGGAGCAGCCCUACGACAUGCGGCACAAGAUCUGGUGUGCUGCCAUAAAACGCGAUAACUGGACGGACUACGACCCCAACAAUGGAGUGGAUUACAUGCAGAAGUUGCUCUUCUUCAAGAUCAUUGAAAUUUCGCAGAUGAUGGGCCACGAAUCUGAGAACUUUUUGCCACCCAUGGAGGACUUUCUGGAGAGCGUGGAGCUGGGCGAUUUGCCACAGCAGAAACCCUUCCAGUAUCUGCUAAAGCUGACCUACGAGUAUGUGGCCGACAUGUUCAGGCAGCCAGACGAUAUGGAAGUCUAAUCAUGCACCUCAAAUGUCAUUUAUUAAA
Drosophila subpulchrella is the source of this 3724-nucleotide messenger RNA. RefSeq names its product nuclear pore complex protein Nup133 (gene Nup133). The record is from RefSeq and is a predicted model, not a curated record. Lineage: Eukaryota; Metazoa; Arthropoda; Insecta; Diptera; Drosophilidae. Gene Ontology annotation, biological process: poly(A)+ mRNA export from nucleus; protein import into nucleus; transcription-dependent tethering of RNA polymerase II gene DNA at nuclear periphery. The transcript has 8 exons. Gene Ontology annotation, cellular component: nuclear pore outer ring. Bases 94 to 3696 code for a protein of 1200 amino acids. Gene Ontology annotation, molecular function: protein binding; structural constituent of nuclear pore.